This is a messenger RNA of Pterocles gutturalis (yellow-throated sandgrouse), 2129 nucleotides long. It is a transcript of the gene WDR64, whose product is annotated as WD repeat domain 64. The transcript is spliced from 17 exons. The annotation marks the transcript as partial. The record is from RefSeq and is a predicted model, not a curated record. Lineage: Eukaryota; Metazoa; Chordata; Aves; Pterocliformes; Pteroclidae. Gene Ontology annotation, molecular function: protein binding.
GUCGUGACAAACUGCUUCGUUUGUGGCAUCCUGCUAUUAAUAGUAGGCCUAAAGCAAAGCUAUCUGGACACCAACAUAGUAUUGUGGAAAUUGUGACAAAUGAAAAAGAUCAACAUGUCAUCAGCCUUUCCUCUGCAAAGGUUUUUAGAGUGUGGGAUAUACAGAACCUUUCACUGCUGCAGGUCUUCUGUGACAAUCAAGGGAGUCCUGGAGAGUUGGAGACCUCUGCCAUGAUAUUUGACAAUGAUAAUGGCACAAUCAUGACUGGUUCAGCUGUUAUUGAUAUUUAUCCCCUAACUCAUAUGGUACAAGAUACAAGACAGGUCCCACAGACACAUGACAAAAGCAUCAAUGUUCUGGUUUACAACAGGGCUUUUCAACAAAUUCUCUCUAUCUGCUCUGAGUCAAUACUGAAGGUCUGGGACCUAGAAACAGGAUAUCAAGUAUAUCAGAUUGAAGAUGUGCACGGGCUGAAUACUGAAGUGACUUGUGCAGCCAUUGAAAUCGAUGGGUUUUAUCUUGCUACUGGGGCAUGUGAUGGAACAGUGAAAGUCUGGGAGUUUGAAAAUGGGCAGGAAGUUAAAGCCUUGCCUUUGUCCAAGUGCAGCAAAGAUGAGUGUCGUCUGUUGAAGAUAGCUUAUCUGAAGGCUAAUGAAAGUCAACAUAUACUUCUUGCUUUGGAGCAGAGUGGGAAGAUGAAAAUCAUUCAGGGUGACUCAGCUCAAACAGAUCUAUACGUCACAUGGGUGCUUCCUGAAGCAGUGUCAUUUCCACGAAGAAAUCCAGUUGUAUCUCUGUCACUGAAGCCUGACACCUUACAAAUACAUUAUUUUUUUCCGGAUAUUCAGCUGCCACCUGACACCAGUUCUCUGGGGAAUGAUACAGAGAAUUUUGUACCUUCUGUGGAAAUUACAUGUUUUGAUGUUUUAAAAGUAAAAGAAUGGAGUUCAAUAGCUGCAGGAAAUGCAAAUGGUGAAAUAAUUUUGUGGAAUUUUGAAUCUGCCUCAGUGAGAUGCCUGCAUAAAACUAAUGAAGACAGACAAGAUUCAGUUCUUCAAUCAUCUGGAGUCAAUGCCAUGUUAUUCCUUGUACAUAGUGCUUUCUCUUCCAGGAAAGAUACUUCCCUGCCUUCUGCUACUGCUGCUGUGAGGAGUGAUAUCAGUGAUAACAGUGUCAUUUCAGAGCACACAAGCAGUUCUUUGAGCCUUCGUGCGGAGAGUGUAGGAAGUGAUGAGAGUGAUACUCAAAUAACAGGAGCAGAAGAAACAACUGGCUAUAAGAUGAAUGCACAGUUAUCCAAAGCUGUAGCAGAACACUCACCGAUUCUGGCUUCUGCUCAUGAAAAUGGCUGUAUCUGCCUAUGGAGUAUUCAGGGAAACUUAGUGAAAGAACUUUUGCCAUUUUCAAAACAUUCUUCAGUUCCUGUGACAGCACUAUGUACAGACAUCUCCAUUAAAAUGCUUUUGGCAGGCAGUAAGGAGGGACAUAUUACGCGCUGGAGUAUUGCUUCAUUCUUAGAAGAUCCACAAAAUAGUAAAAAUCAAAUAAAGGUGGAGCUCUAUUGGAGGGCACACUCUAACAAAGUGGUUGACUUACUUCAUGAAGAGGAGAAAAAUGUGCUAGUGACAGCAUCCAUUGAUGGUUCAGUCAGGCUCUAGCAUGCCACGAACGGAUACUAUCUCGGUUACUUCGGACAACCUAGGAAGUUUGAAUUAUCAGAUAUCAGUUGGUUGAUUUUGCCUUGUGAUGUUAAUAACUUUCCUACUAUAAUUAAAGAGGAAAGCAAGCAUAUGGAAAAGAAGACGAAGUUUGAAUAUCCUCUAAUGCUGGACAGGGACAAGUGGAAGUCACAGACCAGAACACCUUCAGUUUUAAAAAAGCCUGAACAUGUGGACACAAUUCAGGACUUGAAGUUUUUCAAAGCUCUGGUUUCUCCAAAGAUCCAUAGACCACCUUUGGAAUGUUCUGAGACUGGAAACAGAGAGCCUGGUGCAGUAUUUGGAUAUCUUCCUAUAUAUGAGGUAAGCACAAGUGUUUCUUUUCUGCCUUUUGUGGUGGCAUUCAUACAAGCAGAAGCCAUUAGCACUAGUAAAAUAUUGCAAUCACGUACUCCGACAUUCUAUUGUUAA